Molecule: messenger RNA, 2240 nt
Organism: Zea mays
Lineage: Eukaryota; Viridiplantae; Streptophyta; Magnoliopsida; Poales; Poaceae
Exons: 12
Coding region: 119-1171 (350 amino acids)
Cellular component (GO): COPII-coated ER to Golgi transport vesicle; endoplasmic reticulum
Source: RefSeq, a predicted model, not a curated record
AUCACCAGGUACGUCGUCCCCUUUAUUCCCUUACCGCUGUGCGAAACUGAGCACCCAAACCCUAACUUACUCUCGUGCUCGGAUCUGAUCUGAUUACUAGUUCAUAUGCAUCUGAAAGAUGGCGAGGAUACCGUCUUUGAAGAGCCUCAAUGCGUUUCCACAUGCGGAGGAACACUUGUUGAAGAAGACUUACUCUGGUGCUGUUGUGACAAUUCUUGGGCUACUUAUAAUGAUUACACUGUUUGUACAUGAGCUGCAGUUUUAUCUCACCACAUACACAGUGCAUCAGAUGUCUGUAGAUCUAAAACGAGGAGAGACUCUGCCAAUUCAUGUCAACAUGUCAUUUCCUUCUUUGCCAUGUGAAGUAUUGAGUGUGGAUGCAAUUGACAUGUCUGGGAAACAUGAAGUUGAUUUGCAUACAAAUAUUUGGAAGCUUCGCUUGGACAAGCAUGGCCAUAUCAUCGGUACAGAGUACUUGUCUGACCUAGUUGAAAAGGAGCAUGGGGCACAUCAUGAUCAUGACCACGAACAGGAGCAUCAUGAUGAACAAAAGAAGCAUGAACAAACCUUCAACGAAGAAGCACAGAAAAUGAUCAAGAGUGUCAAACAAGCACUGGGAAAUGGUGAAGGGUGUCGAGUCUAUGGGACGUUGGAUGUGCAGAGGGUGGCUGGUAACUUCCAUAUCUCAGUGCAUGGUUUGAACAUCUUUGUUGCUGAAAAGAUUUUUGAAGGGUCAAGCCAUGUAAACGUCAGUCAUGUUAUCCACGAGCUCUCAUUUGGCCCAAAGUAUCCAGGAAUUGACAACCCACUGGAUGAUACUUCAAGGAUACUUCAUGACACAAGUGGAACCUUCAAAUACUAUAUCAAGGUUGUUCCGACUGAGUACAAAUAUCUGUCAAAGAAAAUAUUGCCAACAAAUCAGUAUUCUGUCACGGAGUAUUUUCUUCCCAUUCGCCCAACUGAGAGGGCCUGGCCAGCGGUGUACUUCCUGUAUGAUCUCUCACCAAUUACAGUCACCAUCAAAGAGGAAAGAAGGAACUUCCUUCAUUUUAUAACUCGCCUUUGUGCAGUUCUUGGUGGCACAUUUGCCAUGACAGGAAUGCUUGACCGAUGGAUGUACCGGCUUGUCGAGUCAGUCACCAACUCGAAGACCAGAAGUGUACUGCGGUAACUGCACAAUUCAUGAUAGGCGGAAAACAGCUGGUACCGUGGCUAAGAGCAUCUCUAAGAGACUUUUUAUUUUUGGCUCUCUAUUUAACUCUCUAUUUAUUUUUUCAUAAAGAUUACAUUAUAUAUAUAGCAUCUCACUCCAACAGACUAUCUAUCUAGUUUUGCUAGUCAGGUGGCUAGUCAAAUUUGGCUAGUGAGAGAGCUGAUUUGGAGAGUCAGAUAGCUUAGCGAGUUAGAUAACUAGUCUGUUGGAAAGUUAUUUUAUUGUUGAGUAGCUAAAAUUUGGCUUGACGAGUCAUUUAACUAGUCUCUUGGAGGUGCUCUAAUGAAGCCAAUAGACGGACCUUUGCCCCCAAGCUAACGGAUGAAGCCAUGCUGAUUUGCAUGUUUUAUUUUCUCCGUACAUGACUAACUUUAUCAUCAGUUAUGUUAAAUUGACACAAAGUCCACGGACUACAGUUUUGUAAAACUUGAUGAGGAAUAUGUAUGCAAAGAAAGCGUGGGUCCAGAAUAGUUUUCUGUGAAAAAUCAAUACAAAUGUAGCUUCAGUGUGCUCUGUAAUAGCAACCUGAUGCUUUAUUUAUAGGACGACUUUCGUCGCAUGUGACAUGUGUUGCGAGCUGCAUUCGCUCCUGUCCUCAGGUAGAUGCAUGCCCUGCGAUGCUUCAAGGCUGUCCGGGGGAGUAGCAGUAUUUGAGGAAAGGUCGAUGAAAUGAAGUAGUAGCGAGGAAAGAUGUCAUGCUUCAACUGCCAAGGAUCAGAAGAGUUCGUGAGUCGUUACUGUUGUGAAGCACGUCGCUGUUGUAGUGCUGUAUGAUUUAUUUCUCCGUCACGAGUCAUGAUUAACACAAACGAGGUACAGAGACUUUUUUUAAUUCCUCUGAACAUUGAUCAUUGUGAUAUAGAGCUUCUCCAUAUAUAUAGAGAGCUAUUAUAUAUAUAGUGCUGUCAAGGACGAACAUUUGUAUAAACGGGACUGGGAUUAGAAUCCCUCAUUUCCUCUUUUUUUAUUAUAAAAAAUAGAGUUUGUAUUUUUUUAUUUUAUGAUAUUUCUUGGAGGAUUACUAUGA